AUGAAGAGUGGCUAUGAACCAAGCAUUUACCUGGUGACAGUCACAUCCCAGGCGGUGGGUGGCAACACAGAGACUCUCUGUGUGCAUAUCCAUGAGCCCAAAGAGACACUUUCUAUAGUGGUGACUUUGAGGACUAACAAUCUCGAUCUGACCAUUCUACAACAGGGCUUCAUUAAAAAUGAUUUCUACAAAUGUGUUCCUUUUAAGGUCCCUGUAGUCACUGUAGAGUCUGUGGCAUCCGUCAAUGUUGCAAUCCAAGGGGCCGAAACAUCCCUGAAGAAAACCACUCAGAUCCUCAUAAAACCCCCCCAAAAUCUUCUUUUCAUCCAAUCAGACAAGCCUAUCUAUAAGCCUGGACAAACAAUUAAAUUUCGCAUUGUGUCUCUGGAUUCCGGUCUCUUGCCUCACAAUCAAGUGUUUCGAACUGUAGAACUCCAGGACCCUUAUUCAAAUCGCAUUGGUCAGUGGUUGAAUCAGGCCACAAGGAUUGGCAUUUUGGAUCUGUCCCACUCCAUGUCUCCAGAAGCUGCUCAGGGUUUCUACACGAUCACUGCUUGGGAUGAUAAGAACCAACAAAUAUCACACACCUUUGAAAUCAAAGAAUAUGUUCUGCCAAAAUAUGAAGUGAACAUCGAUUUUCCAUCUGUUAUAACGUCCCAGGACAAUAAGGUCACUCUGAAAGUUUGUGCAAAAUACACUUAUGGCAAGCCUGUGCUGGGGUCUGUGAAUGCUGAAGUGUGUGGGCACAGCUAUGAUAACUAUGCGAGGAGACCUGCUCCUGACUUGUUAAAAAUAUGCAAGAAAUAUUCAAUGAUGACUGACAAGACUGGCUGUGGGUCUCAGGUGAUAGAUGUGACAGAAUUUGGCAUUAGUUUCAGUGGGUAUUUUACAGUGAAUUGUGUUGUGGAAGAGACUGGAACAGGGAUAACUACGCAGGUUUCUACCUCAGCUACGUUUACCGGGCGUUAUGUCUAUGUUAACUUUGAGGACACACCAGAUUCAUACAGGCCUGGCAUGCUCUUUAAGGGAAAGUGUGUGGUCACUAAUUCACUUUCCAAACCAAUGAAAAAUGAGCUAGUGGUCGUAUAUGCAAAUUAUGGUGAUAAAAGUGACAAUGUGGCCCUGAUGACAGACAUCAAUGGUACUGCCCACUUCUCCUUCAACACUCUGGAUUGGUCAGACAAACCUGUGCAAUUACAGGUCCAUUAUAAAGGAGAACAGACUGAUUCUCAGGAUUACCCAUCAAGCUAUAUCUACGUAAGACCCUUUCACUCCAAAAGCAAAAGCUUCCUGAUGUUGACGAAGGCUCCAGGGAAGCUCAGCUGUAACAGUGAUGCAACAGUGACGGCUAGUUACAUCAUUCAGGGCAAUGCACUGAAAACAGGCCAGAAAACCUUGGAUUUCUUCUACAUUGUCUUGUCCAGAGGCAGCAUGGCUCAAAAUGGUCGUCUGUCUGUGAGUGUGAACGCUGCGAAAGAAAACAAAGGAGAGCUGACAUUCACAUUGAAGAAGAUGGCAUCUCUGACUCCACACGCUCAGGUGGUGGUUUACACAGUUCUUCCCAACGGAGAAGCUGUAGCAGACAGUAUGAAUUUCCCCAUUGAAGAAUGUUUGCCAAACAAGAUGUCCUUAAAGUUCUCGUCUCCCACCGCACUACCUGGAGAGAGGACAUCUCUUUACCUGAAAGCCAGCCCUGGCUCCUUGUGCUCCGUGCGGGCCAUUGAUCAGAGUGUGCUGCUGUUGAGACCAGAGGCCGAGCUGGAUGCAGCCUCUGUCCUUGGAAUGUUACCAGUGCAGAUUUUGUCUGGUUACCCACACAAUGUUGAGGAGUGGGAGCCUAACCCCUGCCCAUAUCCCGGGGGGAUAAUCCCGUUUGCUGAACGUGCAAGGAGCAAACGCUCCCGCUUCUAUUACCCUCACUACGUCAACACCAAUGACGUCUACAAAAUCUUCAAAGGCGUUGGAAUCAAAAUCGCUACCAACUCUGAUGUGAAAGCACCUGUUGUUUGUGAUCAUUAUGAGACAAUGUUGAUGAAGGAACGUGGUGUGGAUUUGGUCGGGCCAGAGACGGGGCUUGGUCCAAAUGGGGAAAAACGUACUCAGAAGAUACGCAAAUUCUUUCCAGAAACCUGGAUAUGGGAUCUUAUACCUGUGGGGAUAUCAGGAUAUGUGGACGUUGCAAAGACGGUCCCGGACACUAUCACUAAAUGGGCAGCAGGGGCUUUCUGCACAUCCCAUGUCGGGUUUGGAGUGGCCCCCAAGACUGAUCUCACUGCUUUCAAGCCCUUCUUUGUGAGCCUCACCCUCCCUUACUCUGUUAUUCGUGGGGAGACGUUCACUCUCAAAGCUACUGUGUUCAACUACCUCCCCAAAUGUAUCAUGGUGAAGGUCACGCUGGCAGACUCACCACAGUUCACCGCUCAGCCAUGCAGAGGCUGCACUUACACUCAGUGUGUUUGUUCUGAAGAGAGCAAAACCUUCCAGUGGACUGUCGCACCCUCUGAACUGGGAAAGGUGAAUAUUAUAGUGCACGCUGGGGCGGUGCAGAGCCGAGAACUGUGUGGCAAUGAAGUGGUGACAUGGCCAGACAAAGGCAGAACUGAUACUGUGAUGCAGAGCGUUCUGGUGGAGGCGGAGGGAACCAAACAGUCAGUCACUCAGAAUGAACUCAUCUGCUUAACAGACCGUCCACAUGAGACAUCCGUCUCUCUCACUCUGCCCAAAGUCUUUGUCAAGGGUUCUGCCAAAAGCUUUGUCACUGUUCUAGGUGAUCUGAUGGGUCGUGCUCUGAAGAACAUCGGUGAUCUGUUGGCUAUGCCGUAUGGCUGUGGAGAGCAGAACAUGCUGCGUUUUGCCCCCAAUAUCUACAUCCUUCAGUACCUGGAGAGCAGCGGGCAGCUCACUCCUGAGAUUAAAAACCAAGCCAUAACCUUCCUGGAGAGCGGCUACCAGAGACAGCUGACAUACAAGCAUGAUGAUGGAUCUUACAGCGCUUUUGGGAGGACUGGUCCUUCUGGUAACACCUGGUUAACCGCAUUUGUGAUGAAGUCUUUCAGUGGGGCAAAGAAGUAUAUAUUUAUAGAUCAGGCCAACAUCGACCAGGCAAAGGAUUGGCUCGGUCUCCAACAGCAGAGCAACGGCUGCUUCGCCUCUGUGGGGAAACUCUUCAACAACAUGUUGAAGGGUGGUGUCAACGACGAAGUCACUCUCUCUGCGUACAUCACUGCAGCGCUGCUGGAGUUAGGCAUUCAGGCAACUGAUCCCAUGGUGGCCAAAAGCCUUGCGUGUCUGAAAGAAUCUUCCCGUAACAUCGACAACACUUAUGUGACCGCCUUGCUGUCCUACACAUUCACUCUUGCUGGAGAUGAACAGAUGAGACAGAACCUCCUCUCCAAUCUGGACAAGCAAGCCAAGAGAGAAGGUGUUGGACGAUAUUGGACUCUGGCUGAUAAUGCACAACCGAUGGGGUCUGUGGAGGUAGAGAUGAGUGCCUAUGUGUUGCUGGCGCUGCUCUCUGGACCCUCACUGCCUGGAUUUGGACUGAACUACGCUGCUGGCAUCGUGCACUGGCUAAGCAAGCAGCAGAAUGCGUAUGGAGGCUUCUCCUCUACACAGGAUACUGUCGUAGCACUCCAGGCCCUUGCUAAGUACAGUGCUGCCACCUACAAUGCAGAAGGAUUCAUUAGCGUAACCGUGACCUCCCCCUCAGGCCAGAGGUACCAGUUCACCGUGAACCGGAACAACCGGCUGCUUUACCAGGAGAAACAGCUGCAGGAAGCUACUGGCACAUACAAGCUCAGGGCAGAAGGCAAAGGCUGUGUGUUUGUGCAGUUUGCCUUGCACUACAAUAUCCCACCCCUUCCAGACUAUUUGGCCUUCAAAAUCAAAGCAAAUACUGGGGUUUGCAGCAAUACAGAGAACCCAGCUUUUACAUUAACCACCACUGUAAGGUAUAGCGGCACACGAGAGGAGACCAACAUGGUGAUCAUUAACAUCAGGCUCCUGUCUGGGUUUAAGCCGGAUGAGACGUCUCUGCAGGCUCUGAGGGAAGUCCCCACCAUCAAACGUGUGGAUCUGGACGAGGAUCGUGUCUUUUUCUAUUUGGAUAGUUUGAAAAAGAAUGAGGAGAAGUCCAUCAGCCUGAAGCUUGUGCAGGAAGUACCGGUGCAGAACUUGAAACCAGCUGUAGUGAUCGUCUAUGACUACUACAAGAUCAGUGAAUUGUCUAUGAUUGACUACACGUCCCCAUGUGUAUAAAAACCACUGGGAUGAUCAGAAGUGUUAAUUGGCUGAAGAACUGUAAAGUGGAAUAUAUGGCGAGACGGAUUCAAUACCGACACUUU
Messenger RNA from Sinocyclocheilus anshuiensis, 4343 nucleotides. RefSeq names its product alpha-2-macroglobulin-like protein 1. Gene Ontology annotation, cellular component: extracellular region. Bases 1 to 4257 code for a protein of 1418 amino acids. Gene Ontology annotation, molecular function: endopeptidase inhibitor activity. Lineage: Eukaryota; Metazoa; Chordata; Actinopteri; Cypriniformes; Cyprinidae. The record is from RefSeq and is a predicted model, not a curated record. The transcript has 36 exons.